ACUAUAAUGGCACAGAUACAAUGAUGAGUCCUCUAUCUAUCUCUAUGGUGUGAUAUGAUUUUCUAGUAAGGAACGAUUUAGAGUUUGCACUUCCGGGAGUCAGCUUGUGUUUACAUCAUUUUGCAAUGAGUUUUGAGUGGCCCUGGCAAUAUAAUUUUCCUCCGUUUUUUACGUUACAGCCCAAUGUUGACACCAGACAGAAACAGCUAGCAGCUUGGUGCUCCCUCGCACUGUCCUACUGCCGCCAUCACAAGCUCUACACUCUGGACAUCAUGGAAGCCCAAGAGAGCCCUGUGUUCAACCACAAGAAUAUUGAUAGAAAACUAUCAAUGGAGGCCAUACUAAUUGUUUUUGAGGAAUUGAGGAAAAAAGGGAACCUGGAAUGGUUAGACAAGAACAAGACGCGGUGUCUAGUCAUGUGGAGGAGGCCAGAAGAAUGGGGGAAACUGAUUUACCAGUGGGUCUCUAAAAAUGGUAUGAUCAAUACAGUGUUUACACUCUACGAGCUCGCCAACGGUGAUGACACAGAAAGCGAAGAAUUCCAUGGGCUGGAAGACUGGAUGCUGAUUCGUUCGCUGCAGGCCCUGCAAAUGGACGGCAAGGCAGAGGUCAUCUCCAUGGACGACGGGAAGGGGGUCAAGUUCUUCUGAAGAGACAUUGCAUUGUGGGAUUGAACAAGUGCUCAACUGGGAACCUUCAUCCUUAUUGGCUGUGAGAGUACUGCUUGCCUGGACCCAGAUCGGUUUGUGCUGUCCUGCCAACUCCCUGUGGUCAUUGGCAUGACAAAGGAGGUGCAAGACAGUGCAAACAGAUCUGGGACCAGGUUAAUGAGGGUUGCGCUGUUUAAAAGGCUAUUAUUUGUACCUCAGCACCCAAGCUACGUGGUUGAUGAUAAUAAUAGUCAUUAUUUGGUUUAGGUAGUUGCCUUAUUUGGUUCACCUAAGUUUAAAGCAUUUUCUUACUGGAAGGGAACCAAUCUCGCUAGUAAAUUCCAUCUGCAGGAGCAGUUUAGGAGGUGACUUUAUUUAGACUUCUGUGGUAGUCACCUGGGAUGUUUGAUGUGGGACUUUCCCCACAAUCUGUGUCUUUCCCUUACUAUUUUCUUCUGUUUUGUAUUUAUAACUUGUUUUUAUUCUUAACUUCCUGAUUAUUAACAAAUCUACUUGCAGCGAUUAGGUGUGGUUGUGGUAUGGACUUCUGCUGUAUUGCUGUUCUUCUUUACCUCCAAAAAUCCUCAAGAAAUCCCAGUCAAGACACCCUGGAGACAUUUGGGGAGUUUUAAAACCUCCCAGGAAGAGGACACACAUGGGAGUAUUAGAAUCCUGAUUUAGUUCAGCUGUAAUAAUGGUGCUGGAUGUCUCAUGUACAGACUGACUGCUGUAAACCCUUAGUACAUAACCUAUGACACUCCUGUACACUGUCUCUGUAUUCAUCCUUUUUUUUUACCAAUGGAAUCCUGUAAGAAAAUAAAUAGGAGAGAAAUGUUGUCCUACAGUUAUGAAUGAGGACAAUUCUGUA
Molecule: messenger RNA, 1518 nt
Organism: Oncorhynchus nerka (sockeye salmon)
Lineage: Eukaryota; Metazoa; Chordata; Actinopteri; Salmoniformes; Salmonidae
Gene: vps25
Product: vacuolar protein sorting 25 homolog
Exons: 6
Coding region: 126-650 (174 amino acids)
Biological process (GO): protein transport to vacuole involved in ubiquitin-dependent protein catabolic process via the multivesicular body sorting pathway
Cellular component (GO): ESCRT II complex
Molecular function (GO): protein homodimerization activity; structural molecule activity
Source: RefSeq, a predicted model, not a curated record